Molecule: messenger RNA, 2189 nt
Organism: Scheffersomyces amazonensis
Lineage: Eukaryota; Fungi; Ascomycota; Pichiomycetes; Serinales; Debaryomycetaceae
Exons: 1
Coding region: 279-1781 (500 amino acids)
Source: RefSeq, a predicted model, not a curated record
UUAUGGAUAGAGAUAAUAACUCCGCAUUGGACUACUGAUAAUUUCGGCUAGUUCAUUUUUUUGUUUGUGGCUAUAAAAAAAAUAAUCCGAACUAGAACUAGAACUAGAACUAGAAACCAAAUUCAAACUCAUAAACUGUUUCACCUUAGAGAUAUUCGGCGCAACUAUGCAAGUAUAUGUAUAACUCCAGUUGUCCUUGACUUUGCUCUUGCCUUCAUUUAUAUAUUGUAGUUUGCUCUCGUCUUGUAUAAUCUAGAAAUACAUCAUGACUAACCCUAAUGAAGUAUAUCCUUGAGUAUUUGGAUCUCAAUGCGAUCCAACGCUCUACUGAAUUUGUUCUUACUAAGUUAAUUGAAGAACCUUCUUACAACUUUUUCAAUGAUCCAAUUCAGAAACAAAUACUUAAUGAAUCGUGGAAUACAUUAAUUGCCCGAUUACCAGAUGCAAUAGAUGAAGAAUCUAAACUAGAAAGAAAUCUUCAGAAGUUAGCAUUCAAGAUAUGUAAUUAUCAUGUUAUUAUUCCUGAAACUACAAUUUUAGAUGAAGAUUUUGUUCUAAGUAAAAAAUACAAGGAUGACCAUUUUAAAAUUAUUGGUGAAGUUUCAGAAGAAAUUGUUAACUUUUAUGAUAAAAGUCAACAUGUUGACAACGAUUUAGUCUUGCGGUAUGUACUCAAAUUAUUUGCCUUAUGUUGUUGUAUUUCAGUCCCACAACCUAGGUUUAGAGUCAUACUAGAGCAAAAUGAAAUAGAUAAAAAAGAUUCUAUUGCUGACAACCCGCCGUCAACUUUAUCAAUGUCUAAAUAUAACAAUUGUUCUAGUACAUCAAAGAUACAUUUUAAAAUUGUUCCCAGAUGUGAUGAAGAAAAGUUUAGUAAUGAAUCUUUAGAAAAGAUGUUUGAUAAAUUCAAAAUAGAUAAAGAUGUAUUGCGGCGGAUACAUACCCCUCUUCUGGAUAAUAACUAUCCGGGUCCAGGGGAUGUAAAUGGAUAUAUAUGCUAUUAUCUUUUAUAUCCAUUAAUUCGAACCACAUUUGCUAGGUUAAGAUAUAUCAGAAACUCAAGUUUGAAAGAGUCAAAGUAUAAGAAUGAAGUUACUAUCAAUGGGGUAAGGAAUAUUUAUAGAUACGGGACUUUCUUUUUGCUUAAAGACAAAGGAAUAUUUAAUGCUUUUGAAAAUAGAAAUGACAAACAGAAUAAUGCCGCUUUUCUCAAGUUAGCUGAUCAAGUUAUUUACAAUUUAAAAGUCAAUGAAUCAAGGAUAGGUUUUGCUAUUGAUGUGGAUUGUGUGCUAAUAGUUGAUAUUAAUGUUGAUUCAAGUUUCUAUAAUAAACCUAAUAAAAUAGAAACUAUAGAUGAAGUGGUAUGUGAGGUACCAUGUAGCAUGAGAUGCUUUAGAUUUUCAGAAUCAAAAUAUAAUGUUUUCUGUUUGUUAAUGAUGCUAUUAUAUGAUUAUUUUACUUGUGUGAAUCAAACCCAAUUAGGUUGCAUAGAUGAUUUCUUCAAGGAAUUAGAAUUGACUGAAAGCGACAUCUCUGACAACGAGAGUUGGAAAAAGCGUUUUGCCGAACUAGAUUGGGAUUCUAAGUAUAGCAAUUACCAUCAAAAUGAAAACGGAGAUUAUACUCAUAAUUUAUAUCCAUCAAUUAUUUUUCCUCAAAGAGCCUAUAAGGAAAUAGAGAUUUUUAAUGAGACUUCUUUUGUAUAUACUGAAGAAUCUAAUGGCAAUAGUUUAAGGGAAGAUUAUUUAUCUCGAUGGAAGUCAACAUUUUUCAAAUGGUAAAAGUCUGCUUUGACAUACUUAUUUUAUGAAAUCGGUGUCUACCGUCAGUUUAUGGAUUCACUGCCAAGUGGCCGUCUGCUUGAUUCUUUAAAAGUAUAUGAAAACCUGGGCAAUACUAUAAUUUCCAUUUCUCGUAUUUGUGGAUGUGUAAUGGGAUUCGAGCCAACUCUUCGUUUUCGUAGACUCUAUCUUAUCUUUGAGGAAAACAAAGAAUGUUUAGGAAAAUUACCAUUGGAAGCAAUUCAUGAGUGUAGUGGAAAUGAUUUACUUUAUAAAGUAGUGAAGAAAGAAGCAUAUUUUGUACGUAACAUAGUGUUGAGUACGAAACCUUUUUUAAGAUACCUGAGUUGUCCUAAUACAAGCGACGUGGUACUACAAUUAUUCAAUGAAUGCGAAGCAGAUAUUGCU